Messenger RNA from Saitoella complicata NRRL Y-17804, 479 nucleotides. RefSeq lists its product as uncharacterized. The record is from RefSeq and is a predicted model, not a curated record. Lineage: Eukaryota; Fungi; Ascomycota; Saitoellomycetes; Saitoellales; Saitoellaceae. Bases 130 to 432 code for a protein of 100 amino acids. The transcript has a single exon.
AGCGUGAGAAGUCUAGUCUGGCGCAGCUGUCACAAUUUCAAAGCUGAAUGAACAACACCGUCAACUUCAAGAAACAAAGCACUCGCAGUUCAGUUUUGAUAAUCAUGCUCAGUUCCCAACCUACUCCUAAUGUCACUCUCCGCACCCACUGCGAUGUUCAUAUUCUCCUCCUCCUCCGCCAUCCUCAUCGAGCUCAACUCUCCAUCCUCCAUAACCAAAUCAGAAAACGCCCGCCGAUGUUCGUGUAUGCAUCCGAGCCUUGUACUCCCCAUGAAUCGAUACCUUAACCAGAACUCAAAAGCAAAAAGAACGCCCGUACCACGCCGUGUUUGCCCCAAGAAAAAAAACCGUCACAAAUCACAAACUCGUACAAAACAGCCAAACCUGAACCAUUCAUAUCAUACCCAUACCCAAUCCAUCACUCGCAAGUAACCAUCACCCCAUCUGCGCAAUCGAAAGGAAGGUGGAGUUAAGCAAGG